AUGGUCGAACAAAUUCUUGAAUUUAACAAUGACUUACAAAUACAAGAUAAUUUUAUUGAUCCUUUAGAUGAUAAUGAAUUGUCUCAUCAUCAUAAAGUACCUAGCAUCCUCGACGAACACGAUUGGAAUGAUAUGGCACAAAUAAUUCAAAACAUGGAUUCGAAACCUGGUAUGACUUUUGCUGCUCGUCAAUUUGCUCAACAGCAUAAACGAAAUAUUUUAUCAUUGAGACAUCAAUUGACUGAAGAAAAACUUAUUAUGCGUGCAUCAUACAAAGGUUAUUCAUUUCAUACAUAUCCAGCAAAGGAAUAUCAACAAAAAUCUUCUAAUUAUAUCAAGCAAUUAGGCAUUUACAAGUUUAUCAACGAUGUCAAAUCAACUAAUCCAAAAGUUAGUCAACAGUGUUUGAAGAAUAUUAUACAGGAAGUGAAUACAACAUUAAACAUGUUACUUAAUUCCAAAAAUAUUAGUGAUCAACAAUAUGUACUUAUGCAUCCUAACAGUUCAAUUAUACGAUUAAAUUAUUUACAUUUUGUACCAGAUACCACCAAGGAAACAGAUUCGCUUCAACCGAUCAUCAUUUGUAAAAAUGGACCCACUUUUAAUCUUGCACAUUAUCUUAGUGAUAUCCUUUGGUCGAUAUUUAAUCAAAUUGCCAGUUGUAAAACAUUUGCAAAUAGUGAUGAUAUAGUUUAUACAUUGGAACAAUAUGUUAAACAUGGUUAUCUUCAUGAAACUACUCAUUUUGUUGCAUUCAAUAUUAACGAUAUUUGUACUAAAUUUUCUCAUGAAAAAGCAAUCAAAGCCUUAGAAAAUUUUCUUAAUAUGCAUUCAUCUGAAUUACAAAAGAUUACUGAAGGCUUAACAAAUAAAACAAUUUUUGAACUUGUUCGUCUUGUUUUACAAAACCAAUAUUUCAUCUAUGAAAAUAAACUCUAUCAACAAAUUCAUGGUGGUGCUUCUGGAUCAUUAUUAACGAUUCCAUUAGCUUGUAUCUAUCUAUUCUAUGGGCAAUCAUCCAUAUUAAUACAUACUUUAAUAAAUAAUAAAAAUGGAUUAUUUGGCAGAUACCGAGAUGACAUCUUUCUUACAUGGAAUGAUUCGAAAGAUGAAUUUUAUACAUUCAUAAAUGGAGUCAUGAACAAUCAGCAACAACAUCCAAGUAUUCCACUACUCCAAACUAUGAUUGGAACUACAGUACAUUUACUUGAUCUCGAAUUAACAAAUGAUAAAGGUCAUUUUAUUACAAAAAUCUAUCAUGAUCCACAGACCGAUGAAUACGAAUUACCAAGUAAAUACGAAUAUCAUACAAAUCGACCAUCAAAUUUACUAAAAGCUGCACUUAAACAUGCAGUACGAUGUUGUUCAAAUCAAGAGGAUUUUCAUAAGGAACAUCGUCAUAUUGAUUUAUGUCAUUUAAUUCGUGGUUUUUCACCUGAUUUUAUUGAUCAAUGUAUUAAAGAAUUUUACAAAGAAUUAGAUAUUACAAUCGAUAUCUAUCAUCUAUUCAAUACUAUUCCAUAUGAAACACUUCGACAAUGUAUUAUCGACAUAUAUGAAAAAGAAAUCAUAUUGAAAAAAGAACAACAAGCACAAAAACAAAACAUCAUACGUAUUCUAUAUCCAGACGAUUGGACUGAACAAAUGGCAAUCAAAAUCAAAGACGAUCUUCUUGUUAUACUGAAAGAAAAUUCGACUAACAAGGAAGCUUUCAAUAAUAUUAAAUUUGAAUUUGUGCCACGUCCACAAACACCAUUGACUAUUAAUGAUUAUUUAGUUGAUAGACGACCACCUCUUUCUAUGUUAACCUUGCCAAACAGAUAA
Molecule: messenger RNA, 1824 nt
Organism: Rotaria sp. Silwood2
Lineage: Eukaryota; Metazoa; Rotifera; Eurotatoria; Philodinida; Philodinidae
Source: the annotation of a GenBank genome assembly